GCGACAACAGACAAGCAACAUUCUAAAAACAUUGAAGCGAUGAGGAGAGCUCGAUUGUUCUAUCAACGAGCCGUCCUGCGUGGGAAAUCAAUCCGUCGCGGGGUUUUGAUGGCGUUUCUUGGUCUUGCAGUUUUCUCGUGUUGGGUACCGUGGUUUAUCAUGCCAAUAGGCAGUCACUUUGAGCUGGAGAAAAAGCCCGCAUCAGCUGUGACCAGCGCCUUGAGUCCUGACGCAAGUACGACCAGCCCCUUAUUAAGUCCCAGUAAACCUGUGACCGACACCUUGCAUCCCGACGCAUCAGUGCCCAGUGUCUUACGAGCUACUGCACCUGCGUCCAGUGUUGUAUUGCGUCCUAACACACCUGUGGCUAGCGCCUUAAGUUCUGACUCACCUGUGACCAGUGUCUUGCAUCCCGACACGCCGGAGCAAGGACGACUAAAUCCGCUCGUCCCAUUCACCGUCAAGGCGACAACCCAACUGUUUAGCGAGUAUGAGGAAACGUUCCCACAACAUGGCAAGAACGAACCGGGCCAGCAUUAUCGAAUUGAAAAUACCGAGGUUCUGACGCAACCUGGGAAUAGAGACAAAGACUCAGUUUUGAUCAUUUGCGUUCUUAACGACGCUCAAUCGUGGGGGAAAAAUCGCACCAUGGAGGACUUCUUCAAACUAAUCGGGUCUUUCGAGUACCCGAGAUCGAAAAUUUCGAUCGCGUUGCUCACUUCAUCUAUGGUCGAGUUUACGAAGGCGAAACAACUCUUCGGCUCCUACAUCGAGCAAUACUCAAGAUUAUCCGUCAUCUUCCGCAACGACUUCUCGGCUAAAGGAUUAACACGUGCGAACCGCCACAUCCACUCGCUUCAGGCCAGCCGACGACGUAUGCUCGCUCGAUAUCGCAACUACGCGCUGCUUUCCACGAUGGAGUCAUGGCACCAGCACGUUCUCUGGGUGGAUGCCGACGUUACCGUCAUCCCACCAGGAUUGGUGCUGAAAAUGGUUAAGUCCGGCCGCGACAUCGUGGAGCCCAUGUGCGUUCGCAAUAUCAGAGGCAGAUGGGUUAAUUAUGACCGCAACGCGUGGGUGGGCCAGCGGAAAGUGAGGUCUGCUAACGACAAGGACUUCGUACCGGGUCCACUGAACGCCCGAUCCUUUCACAACCUCCCUGACAGAUCCAAGCCUUUUGUGCCACUAGACUCGGUAGGAGGAACGAUGUUGUAUGUGCGUGCAGAUAUACACCGGCAAGGGGUGAUGUUUCCUGUUCACUACGUCAUCGGUAGUGAGUGGGGUCGGGAAGGUUAUGACGGUAUUGAAACAGAAGGCUUAUGCUACAGCGCGCAUUUUCUGGGCUACAAGUGUUGGGGCAUGCCUCAAGACGCCAUUCAGCAUGUCUGGUAGACGAGCUUUGCAUUGUGUCCAGCUUUGUUUCGUGAAACAGUGGAUCUUGGUAUUUGAUGACCUCUAAAAUAGUGUAAAUCAACAAAUACAUCUGCUGCACGAAUAGUUGCUACGACA
Phytophthora nicotianae INRA-310 is the source of this 1509-nucleotide messenger RNA. RefSeq lists its product as hypothetical. The transcript has a single exon. The record is from RefSeq and is a predicted model, not a curated record. Bases 40 to 1392 code for a protein of 450 amino acids. NCBI's taxonomy places the organism in Eukaryota, Oomycota, Peronosporomycetes, Peronosporales, Peronosporaceae.